This is a messenger RNA of Sorex araneus (European shrew), 1433 nucleotides long. RefSeq names its product N-acetylglucosamine kinase (gene NAGK). The record is from RefSeq and is a predicted model, not a curated record. Lineage: Eukaryota; Metazoa; Chordata; Mammalia; Eulipotyphla; Soricidae. The coding region runs from base 298 to 1260 and encodes 320 amino acids. Gene Ontology annotation, molecular function: N-acetylglucosamine kinase activity. The transcript has 9 exons.
CCGACUCUUCCCGACCCCUCUGCUUGGCAUCUGCUGUCGUGUCCGAAAGCUGGGUCUGGCUAGCCAAGGGGCGGGGAAACGGGAAGAGCUGUAUCGGGGUCGCGAGUGGGCGCGGGGGAAGCCGGUUCGCCACCUCGGGGUGCGGUGUGUCCGGGACUCGCGGCGGGGGAAGGUCUGCACAUGCGCGCUCGAAGCCCCGCCCCCGGAGAGAUGCUCACGUGAUAAGGGGGCGGGGCCGACAGCACCCGGGCCGGGUGGAUCGGGAAGUGUUGGAGCUGCGCCGGCGCCCACAGCAGCAUGACCGGGCUCUAUGGAGGCGUCGAGGGCGGGGGCACACAGUCCAAGGUCCUUUUACUCUCGGAGGAUGGACAGAUCCUGGCAGAGGAGGAUGGACUCGGCACAAACCACUGGCUGAUUGGGGUGGACAAGUGUGUGGAGAGGAUCAACGACAUGGUGAGCAAGGCCAAAGAGAAAGCAGGGGCGGAUCCUCUGGUACCACUGCAGAGCUUGGGCCUGUCCUUGAGUGGUGGGGAGCAGCAAGAGGCAGUGAGGAUACUAACCCAGGCGCUGAAGGACAGAUUUCCCUCCCUGAGUAAAAGCUACUUCAUGACGAGUGACGCCGCCGGCUCCAUUGCCACAGCCACGCCAGACGGUGGCAUUGUGCUCAUCUCUGGGACGGGUUCCAGCUGCCGGCUGGUCAACCCCGACGGCUCAGAGAGCGGCUGCGGCGGCUGGGGCCACAUGAUGGGGGACGAGGGCUCAGCCUACUGGAUUGCACACCAGGCUGUGAAGACCGUGUUCGACUCCAUCGACAACCUGGAGGUGACUCCUCAUGACAUUCGCUACGUCAAACAGGCCAUGUUCGCCUAUUUCCAGGUGCCUGAUCGCCUGGGAAUCCUCACUCACUUGUACAGGGACUUUGAUAAAAGCAGGUUCGCUGGGUUUUGCCGGAAAAUUGCAGAAGGGGCUGAGCAGGGAGACGCCCUCUCCCGCUGCAUCUUCAGGAAGGCCGGGCAGAUGCUGGGCAAACACAUUGUGGCGGUGUUGCCCGAGAUUGACCCGCCUCUGACUCAUUACCUGUAUGGUAAAUUGGUCCAGUGUUGUCCACUGCUGUCCCGUAUGUCUCAGGCUUGUUUCUGUUCAUCUCCCUCCAUUCUUGCUUGUUCCUUAUUUUUUUAUUUAUUUUUUGAUUUUUGGGUCACACCCAGCGAUACUCAGGGGUUACUCCUGGCUCAUGCACUCAGGAAUUACUCCUGGUGAUACUCAGGGGACCAUAUGGGACACUGGGAAUCGAACUGGGGUCAGCUGCAUGCAAGGCAAACGCCCUACCCGCUGUGCUAUUGUUUCAGCCCCUCUUGCUUGUUCCUUUGUGUUGUGGCUUAAACCUUUUCCCUCUUCUCUACUUUGUGAAUCUAAUCUCUCUUCCUCCCUUU